UCCGGGAGAUUUUAGUGGGCAUUCACCUCCUGUCUCAUCACUCCAGUUCUUGGUCUUUCAAGAAAGAAGAACAGAAUGAACAGGGAGAGUUCAGAUUCAGAAGCAGCAAAGCCGGCAAGAACUCCUCUGCUUGAGAAGAGAACCACCGGUCCAGAUGAAGGGGGCGGUGGAUCUUCUUCAUCAUCUUCUUCGGCCACGCCUGUUCUUGUUCUCACCACUUUGGUGGCGGUCUCCGGUUCAUAUGUGUUUGGUUCUGCCGUGGGAUACUCGUCUCCUGCUCAGACUGGAAUCAUGGAUGAUUUGGGCCUCACUUCUGCACAGUACUCAGUUUUUGGCUCAAUAUUGACAAUUGGAGCUAUGAUAGGAGCAGCAAUCAGCGGGAGAAUCGCAGAUUACAUAGGUCGAAGAGGGACAAUGGGACUUUCAGCGGUAUUAUGCAUAACAGGUUGGACCGCUAUAGCAUUAUCAAAGAUUUCUUUGUGGCUUGAUAUUGGGAGGUGGCUUGUUGGAUGUGGAAUGGGGCUCCUCUCAUACGUGGUCCCCAUAUAUAUAGCAGAAAUUACCCCAAAAGACCUACGUGGAGGAUUUACAACAGUACAUCAGUUAAUGAUCUGUUGUGGUGUGUCAAUGACUUACCUUAUCGGUGCAUUCGUUGCUUGGCGAGCAUUGGCUCUCAUAGGUAUUAUUCCAUGUCUUGUACAGGUCAUCGGUUUGGCUUUCGUUCCGGAAUCUCCUCGAUGGCUGGCAAAGACAGGCCGGAGUAAAGAAUGUGAAGCCGCCUUACUUCGCUUGAGAGGGAAGAAUACCGAUAUCUCUCAGGAAGCAGCUGAGAUUUGGGAAUACACACAAACCCUUCGACGGCUUUCAGAAGCCAGGAUAUCAGACUUGUUUCAGAGGAAAUAUGCCUACUCACUUAUUGUUGGGGUUGGGUUGAUGGUACUGCAGCAAUUUGGAGGGGUGAAUGGAAUUGCCUUUUAUGCUAGUUUUAUAUUCACAUCAGCUGGCUUCUCUGGUAGUGUCGGGACGAUAGCGAUGGUUAUUGUUCAGAUUCCAAUGACGGCAUUGGGUGUGCUCUUGAUGGAUAAAUCUGGACGAAGGCCACUUUUGUUGGUUUCUGCAGCAGGAACAUGCCUCGGUUGCUUGAUGACAGGAUUCUCAUUCUUCUUCCAGGACCUUCAAAUGUGGACGGUUUUCACUCCAAUCCUGGCUCUUGUCGGUGUGCUGGUUUAUACAGGAUCAUUCUCUCUAGGCAUGGGAGGAAUUCCGUGGGUUAUAAUGUCGGAGAUAUUUCCUAUAAACAUGAAAGGUUUGGCCGGAAGCCUCGUGACGGUGGUGAGUUGGUUAGGUUCUUGGAUUAUCUCAUACGCCUUCAACUUCAUGAUGGAUUGGAGUUCAGCAGGAACAUUCUUCAUAUUUUCGAGCAUAUGCGGAUUCACUGUCCUAUUCGUAGCAAAGUUGGUGCCGGAAACUAAAGGGCGUACAUUGGAAGAAAUACAGGCCACCAUGAAUCCAUUUUAAGUUGGAAAGAAACGCCGGAAUUUCUGCAGCAGA
Messenger RNA from Rhodamnia argentea, 1551 nucleotides. Its product is annotated as sugar transporter ERD6-like 5. Gene Ontology annotation, biological process: transmembrane transport; carbohydrate transport. Gene Ontology annotation, cellular component: membrane. Lineage: Eukaryota; Viridiplantae; Streptophyta; Magnoliopsida; Myrtales; Myrtaceae. The record is from RefSeq and is a predicted model, not a curated record. The coding region runs from base 76 to 1518 and encodes 480 amino acids. Gene Ontology annotation, molecular function: sugar transmembrane transporter activity. The transcript has 18 exons.